ACACACACUGCUCUCUCGCUCGGACUUGCUCCUUCAUUUUUCAAUUCCACCCGAAAAGGAGAGUGAUCGAUCCAUCGAGUGAGUGAGUGUCUUUGUGUUUUCAUUAAUCAUUAUGGCACUUUCAAGUGUAACAACUUUCUCAACUUCGUUGUCGCAUGAGACAACUCAACACUCUCUCUCAUCUCACCAACCCUCUUCCAAAAUCAAAACCGUUGUUGCCACCAACCAUCACCACCAACCAAGACGGAUCUUGGCCGUCCACGCAGCCGACGCUCCCAAAGGCGCUGCCACCACUUCCGCCGCCGUGACAACCACGAAGAGCGGAUCGAAGUGGAAUGUGGACAGCUGGAAGUCAAAAAAGGCGCUUCAGCUGCCGGAAUACCCGGACAAGAAUGAGCUGGAGACGGUGCUGAAGACGAUAGAGUCGUUCCCGCCGAUCGUGUUCGCGGGGGAGGCUCGGAGGCUGGAGGAGAGGCUGGCGGAGGCGGCGAUGGGGAAGGCGUUCUUGCUGCAAGGCGGUGACUGCGCGGAGAGCUUCAAGGAGUUCAGCGCAAACAAUAUAAGGGAUACUUUUAGAGUGCUUCUUCAGAUGGGUGCUGUUCUCAUGUUUGGUGGACAAAUGCCUGUUGUUAAGGUGGGAAGAAUGGCGGGUCAAUUUGCGAAACCAAGGUCAGACCCAUUUGAAGAAGUGAAUGGAGUGAAGCUGCCAAGUUACAAGGGUGACAACAUCAAUGGUGAUGCCUUUGAUGAGAAAUCAAGAAUCCCAGACCCUCACCGGAUGGUAAGGGCUUAUUGCCAAUCGGCGGCAACACUGAACCUUCUCCGGUCCUUCGCUACCGGAGGCUACGCUGCAAUGCAGAGGAUCAAUGAGUGGAAUCUUGAUUUUGCACAGAACAGUGAGCAGGGAGACAGGUACCAUGAGCUGGCGAACCGGGUGGACGAGGCCUUAGGUUUCAUGGCGGCCGCAGGGCUGACCCUAGACGACCCUCAGGUGACAUCUACUGAAUUCUGGACAUCACAUGAGUGUCUAUUAUUGCCUUAUGAACAAUCAUUGACAAGGUUGGAUUCAACUUCUGGAUUAUACUAUGAUUGCUCUGCUCACUUGCUCUGGGUUGGUGAGCGUACUCGCCAACUUGAUGGUGCUCAUGUUGAGUUCCUUAGAGGAAUUGCUAACCCUCUUGGCAUCAAGGUGAGCAACAAAAUGGAUCCAAAUGAGCUGGUGAACCUCAUUGAAAUCUUGAACCCCAAUAACAAGGCAGGAAGGAUAACAAUAAUAGUGAGAAUGGGUGCUGAGAAUUUGAGAGUCAAGCUUCCUCAUUUGAUUAGAGCUGUCCGUAGGUCUGGUCAAAUAGUCACAUGGGUUUCUGAUCCCUGCCAUGGCAACACCAUUAAGGCACCCUGUGGCCUCAAAACAAGACCCUUUGAUGCAAUUUUGAAUGAGGUGAGAGCAUUCUUUGAUGUUCAUGAACAAGAAGGUAGCCAUGCUGGAGGCAUCCAUGUAGAGAUGACCGGACAGAAUGUGACAGAGUGCAUCGGAGGAUCCAACACGGUGACGUUCGACGAUCUGAGCUCGCGGUACCACACGCAUUGCGAUCCGCGGCUCAAUGCAUCCCAGUCUCUUGAGCUUGCCUUCAUAGUUGCAGACAGGCUAAGGAAGAAGAGGAUUGGAACCAAUGGUUUCCUCUCCAACAAGGCCAAUUAAUAAUUAGUCUUUUAUAUAUUAUUUGCUCCUAUAAUAAGUACUUUCUGUUUGUUUGAUUUUUUUUUCUUUUUCUUUCUUCUAAGAGGUUAUAUUUACAAAUUAAAAGCCUCUAAGAUAUAGUAGCAAUAAUGUUUCGGUUAAUGCUUGUCAUUUACCGAAACAACCUAAGCUUUUCAUGUGGUUUUUGAAGAUAUAUAUGAUUUUGUGCAUUAUUGGAAUACAUAGAGGAACAAUCCAUUAUUUCUAA
Molecule: messenger RNA, 1949 nt
Organism: Arachis stenosperma
Lineage: Eukaryota; Viridiplantae; Streptophyta; Magnoliopsida; Fabales; Fabaceae
Product: phospho-2-dehydro-3-deoxyheptonate aldolase 1, chloroplastic-like
Exons: 5
Coding region: 113-1702 (529 amino acids)
Biological process (GO): aromatic amino acid biosynthetic process
Molecular function (GO): 3-deoxy-7-phosphoheptulonate synthase activity
Source: RefSeq, a predicted model, not a curated record